Messenger RNA from Cryptococcus deneoformans JEC21, 1375 nucleotides. RefSeq lists its product as hypothetical. Lineage: Eukaryota; Fungi; Basidiomycota; Tremellomycetes; Tremellales; Cryptococcaceae. The coding region runs from base 90 to 1040 and encodes 316 amino acids. The transcript has 5 exons. The record is from RefSeq and is a predicted model, not a curated record.
GGCUCCCGGAGCCCCAGCCAUGUCCACGGAAACGCACAAAACCACAUACUGCAUGCCUGGCCUGUCAGCAUCGAAAAUCGAAAUGUGAGAUGCUCAUCCCGGAAGGGUGUCGUCGAUGCCGAACACUCCGAACCCAUUGUUCUCUCGCCCUCCCUACUGCAUCUACACCUACGCCCGAAGGCUAUACAAGCCUCGACCAAAGAGCUACCUAUGUAUCUCCUGGACAGGGCCAAAGGACAGGGCCGGAGGAGAAAGGUAUUCUGAGGCAAUUGGACGAACGGACAAAGAGGAUUGAAGGACUGCUUCGUAGGGAAACAGGAGUUCGCCAACCGCCGGUUAUUAGGAAAGAUGAAGGCCUGCGGGUGGAGCGUUUGCAGCCUAUUAUGGGGAGUGUUGGUGCAGCCGUGCAUCUGGCUUCGGCGCUAUGUGUGAGGAGUGGUUGGACAUGGAUAGAUCCAGUGGCAUUAGGGCUGCUCUCAGGUGAUGCUUUCGAGAAGGCUCAUGCACGCUUUCUGUCGAUAUUCUACACGAUACUUCCUCUUCCGCACAUCAUCGCCGUCCCGACCCACCCCUUUAUCCGCCUAGCACUCAUCGCCUACCUCAAUUCCGGAUUCCAGUCAAUUUCCUCCCUCUUAUCAUCAAGUCUACACAUGUUCGAACCCCCUGAAGAUAUCAUACUCGCCCUCCUCAUCAUCUCCCAUCUCCCAGUGAGCCAAUAUUGGACGGUAACGGAUCCUUAUGGGGCAGGGGCGAGAGCUCACCAAAUGGCUAUCGCCUUGGGACUUCCUGAUUCUGCUGAGCGGCUUAGAAUGCUUGAACACGAAAUUGGAGAAGAGUGGAAUAAACUGUUGUUGUAUCAAGCUAUAUUGUGGUAUGCGGUGCAGCACCGAAUGUCAUGGAUACAGAUCUUCACCUAUCCGUCUAUGAGCUGGUACUCUUCUUUUCCUCCCGUCCACGAUACCGUUCCCCUUCACCUCGCACGACAAUUAAGUUCGCCAGCACUGUCCCACAUCGUCCUUGAUUUGCUUUUACUUGAAUGACUACGCCCUGUUAUCGAAGCUCUACAAGCGGUGAGGCUGAGUAGGCAGUAUGAGGAGCAAGGCAUGUGGGGGUUGAAGGAUGCUUGGACGGUGUUUGAGGAGAAAGCAGCGGCGUGGUCGACUGAGGUGGAGAAUGCGCAACUCCCUUCAACCCCAUUUAAGUGUGGAACCGGUGAAAGCAAGGGCUCGAACUCUAGUCCUGUGAAGGAGGCGCGUCGAGAAGGGUUGAAUGAGGGAAGGGAACUCGAAAAGGAGUUGUUAUUUUUACAUUUCUAAUUUUAUUUUAAUUUUUACAUAGUGUACAAUAACCAAAUAAAGCAAACACGAACAAAAUG